This is a messenger RNA of Mugil cephalus (flathead mullet), 3130 nucleotides long. RefSeq names its product multiple epidermal growth factor-like domains protein 6. The coding region runs from base 134 to 3130 and encodes 998 amino acids. Lineage: Eukaryota; Metazoa; Chordata; Actinopteri; Mugiliformes; Mugilidae. The record is from RefSeq and is a predicted model, not a curated record. The transcript has 54 exons.
AAUAAAGCUCAGCCCUCAGGUCUUUACCAAUGUCACAAGCAGGGCAGGCUUGAAAACUGACAGUUUUAUCCUGAUUUUUCUUUCAGUUGCCCUGGAAACAACAACAACAACAGCGGCCCUGGAAAUAACAACAAUGACAGCACCAUGGACUACAGCAACAACAACACCAUCAUGGACCACUGCAACCUCAUGUCGUUACAACUGUGGCAGUUACCUGGGAAACUGCUCCUGCUCAUACAAUUGCCAAUACUAUGGCAAUUGUUGUUCUGACUAUAACUAUUACUGCCCAUCAACCACAGCACCCUCAUGUCGUAACAACUGUGGCAGUUACCUGGGAAACUGCUCCUGCUCAUACAACUGUCAUUACUAUGGCAACUGUUGUUCUGACUACACCAAUUACUGCCCAUCAACCACAGCACCCUCAUGUCGUUACAACUGUGGCAGUAACCUGGGAAGCUGCUCCUGCUCAUCCUCUUGUCAAUAUAAUGGCGACUGUUGCUCUGACUACACCUAUUACUGCUCAUCAACCACAGCACCCUCAUGUCGUAACAACUGUGGCAGUGACCUGGGAAACUGCUCCUGCUUAUACAAUUGUCAAUACUAUGACAACUGUUGCUCUGACUACACCAAUUACUGCCCAUCAACCACAGCACCCUCAUGUCGUUACAACUGUGGCAGUUACCUGGGAAACUGCUCCUGCUCAUACAAUUGUCAAAAAAAUGGCGAAUGUUGCUCUGACUACAUCUAUUAUUGCCCAUCAACCACAACACCCUCAUGUCGUUACAACUGUGGCAGUUACCUGGGAAACUGCUCCUGUUCAGACAGCUGUCAAUACUCUGGCAACUGUUGCUCUGACUACACCUAUUACUGCUCAUCAACCACAGCACCUUCAUGUCACAACAAGUGUGGCACUAACCUGGGAAACUGCUCCUGCUUGUACAAUUGUCAAUACUAUGGCAACUGUUGCCCUGACUACACCAAUUACUGCUCAUCAGCCCCAGCACCCUCAUGUCGUUACAACUGUGGCAGGGACCUGGGAAGCUGCUCCUGCUCACAUGAUUGUCAAUACUAUGGCAACUGUUGCUUUGACUUCACCUAUUACUGCCCAUCAACCACAGCACCUUCAUGUCACAACAAGUGUGGCACUAACCUGGGAAACUGCUCCUGCUUGUACAAUUGUCAAUACUAUGGCAACUGUUGCCCUGACUACACCAAUUACUGCCCAUCAACCACAGGACCCUCAUGUCGUAACAACUGUGGCAGAGACCUGGGAAGCUGCUCCUGCUCAAACAAUUGUCAAGACUAUGGCAAUUGUUGCUCUGACUACACCAAUUACUGCCCAUCAACCACAGCACCCUCAUGUCUUAACAACUGUGGCAGUUACCUGGGAACCUGCUCCUGCUCAUACAAUUGUCAAUACUAUGGCGACUGUUGCCCUCACGUCACCAAUCACUGCCCAUCAACCACAGGACCCUCAUGUCGUUACAACUGUGGCAGUUACCUGGGAAACUGCUCCUGCUCACCCUCUUGUCAGUUCUAUGGCGACUGUUGCUCUGACUACACCAGUUACUGUCCCACAGCCCCAGCACCCUCAUGCAGUUACAACUGUGGCAAAGACCUGGGAAUCUGCUCCUGCUCGGACAGUUGUGAAUACAAUGGCACCUGUUGCUCUGACUACACCUAUUACUGCCCAUCAACAACAGCGCCCUCAUGUCGUCACAACUGUGGCAAUUACCUGGGAAACUGCUCCUGCUCACCCUCUUGUCAGUUCUAUGGCGACUGUUGCUCUGACUACACCAGUUACUGUCCCACAGCCCCAGUGCCCCCGACAGGAACUACAGCAACCUCAUGUCAACACAACUGUGGCAGUUACCUGGGAAACUGCUCCUGCUUAUACAAUUGUCAAUACUAUGGCAACUGUUGCUCUGACUACACCAAGUACUGCGUACAAGCCCCAGCAACCUCAUGUCAAUACAACUGUGGCAGAGACCUGGGAAACUGCUCCUGCUCAUCCUCUUGUCAAUACUAUGACAACUGUUGCUCUGACUACACUAAUUACUGCCCAACAAACAUAGGACGCUCAUGUCGUUACGACUGUGGCAGUUACCGGGGAAGCUGUUCCUGCGCAUCCUCUUGUCAAGACUAUGGCGACUGUUGCUUUGACUACACCAAUUACUGCUCAUCAACCACAGGACCCUCAUGUCAAGACAGCUGUGGCAGUUACCUGGGAAACUGCUCCUGCUUGUACAAUUGUGAAUUCUAUGGCGACUGUUGCUCUGACUACAAACAUUACUGCCCAUCAACCACAGCACCCUCAUGUCGUAACAACUGUGGCAGUUUCCUGGGAAGCUGCUCCUGUUCAGACAAUUGUCAAUACUAUGGCAACUGUUGCUAUGACUACACCAAUUACUGCUCAUCGACCACAGCACCCUCAUGUCGUAAUAACUGUGGCAGUUACCUGGGACACUGCUCCUGUUCAGACAGUUGUCAAUACUAUGGCGACUGUUGCUCUGACUACACCAAUUACUGCUCAUCAACCACUACAGGACCCUCAUGUCAACACAACUGUGGCAGUUAUCUGGGACACUGCUCCUGUUCAGACAGUUGUCAAUACUAUGGCGACUGUUGCUCUGACUACACCAAUUACUGCGUACAAGCCCCAGCACCCUCAUGUCGUUACAACUGUGGCAGUAACCUGGGAACCUGCUCCUGUUCAGACAGUUGUCAAUACUCUGGCAACUGUUGCUCUGACUACACCAAUUACUGUGUACAAGCCCCAGCAACCUCAUGUCAUAACAACUGUGGCAGAGACCUGGGAAACUGCUCCUGCUCAUCUUCUUGUCAAUCCUCGGGCAACUGUUGCUCUGACUACACCCAUUUCUGCUCAUCAACCACUACAGGAUCCUCAUGUCAACACAACUGUGGCAGUUUCCUGGGAAGCUGCUCCUGCUUAUACAAUUGUCAAUAUUCUGGCAAUUGUUGCUAUGACUACACCAAUCACUGCAAACCAACCACAGCACCCUCAUGUCGUUACAACUGUGGCAGUAACCUGGAAAGCUGCUCCUGCUCAUCCUCUUGUCAAAACAAUGGCAACUGCUGCUCUGACUACACCUGUAAGUCCAAUGAAUGA